This is a messenger RNA of Armigeres subalbatus, 1914 nucleotides long. RefSeq lists its product as uncharacterized. Lineage: Eukaryota; Metazoa; Arthropoda; Insecta; Diptera; Culicidae. Bases 1 to 1914 code for a protein of 637 amino acids. The record is from RefSeq and is a predicted model, not a curated record. The transcript has 3 exons.
AUGACGACGGAACUGAAUGAGAAUCGAUGUACCGUGGCAGAUUUAUUGAGCAUGAUGUCCGCAGUCGUCGAAUACCCGUUAGCUCCUCUGCCAGUGGUUCAUCCCACGCUGCAGCUACUCGUGCAGGCCACUACGGCAAUCUUCAUAAGCUCGGACUUCGACGACGAAGUCCCCUACACGGUCUACGCAUCCUGGGAAUCGUCCAAUCGUCCAGCUGGCCAGCUUCCGGAGCUCAUCGAUCACGUGCUGCGAUCGUUGGAAAACGAACAAAUCGUACUGCAGCUCAUCCACCACAAAUCGAUCCAGACGCGUCGUCCUCGGGUGACCAACGUGUUCUUCGUGGAUGGACUGAAAUCUUUCGAAGAACUGCACGGCACCAUUCGAUCCACGCAGUACAACUUUGCCGGGAAGUUUGUCAUCAUUGUACUGAUCGAGGGCAGAGAAGCCAAAGAAGCUUCCGUAGCAGAGCGUAUCCUUCAAUUGAUGUGGCAGUACUACGUAGUAAACGUCGAUGUGCUUUUUGGGUGUCCGCAAGAAGUCCGCAUGUACACGUAUUUCCCGUUCAAUCCCGGAUCUUGCGAGAAGGUCAAAUCGGAAACGUGGAACACGUUUCGCGAUGGGCGAUUUCUUCUCCCAAGAUCACACUUUCCGCCAAAGUUGUACAAUUUUCACGGUUGUCCUUUGACCGCUGCCGUCUACACAUACAGUGCUUUCAUGCGUUUGCAGCACGGACCUGGGGAAACUAUUGCCGGACUGGAUGGCGUAGAUGCCGUUGUGCUGCGGUACAUGUCAAAAAAGUUAAACGCCUCGAUCGUUCCACGGGAGGUACCCAACGGUUUGCGGUUCGGACUUAUUUUCGAGAACGGAACAUCAACCGGAGCUAUGAAGAUGGUCAUCGACGGAGAGGUUAACUUUACUUUGGGAUUCUUCGGAUAUAAUCAACUACGUAUGCGAUACAUGUCACUGACUCAUAACUACCACUUCACCGAGCUGGUCGUGGUGGUUUCGGCUGGUGAGGCGUACGAAGCAUUUGAAAUGCUUCUGCUGCCGUUCACCAACAAACUGUGGUACGUAUUUCUCGGUUGUCUAGCCACCGCUUCACUGGCGAUUGCUGCCAUCGGUCAGAUGAGCACAACAGUCCGCAAUUUCGUAUUUGGAACCCGCAUUCGAACGCCUGGCGUGAACCUCCUGAACAUCCUCUUGGGGGGAUCCCUUUCCGUACUACCCACACGAAACUUCGCCCGUUUUCUGCUGAUUCUGUGGGUGCUCCACGGGUUGAUUAUGCGAACAGUCUACCAACAAGCCCUAUUCAAUUUUCUCCAGCUCUCCCCCAAUCAUUCCACGAUCUCAACCCUAAAGCAGCUCAUCGACGGCCGGUACCCAAUCUAUCUGAUAUCUAGCGAAGCGUACGUUUUCAACAACAUGCCCGAGUUCCAACCCCAGAUAAGGGUCGUCCCCAGCGCAGAGAUUCAAAACUACGAUGACGCCAUUCGCCGCGGACAGCUGCGCGGAGCACGAAUCUCCAACUACGAGAAGGUCCUGUACGACAACGCGAGAUUUGCCGACGGGCGUUACCUGCGGAUGCUGAAGGAACGGCUGUACAACUACGCCAUUUGCGUGGGACUGCGGCCGAACUCCUGUCUCACGAAGCCGUUCGACGACACCCUACUGGAAAUAAUUCCACAUGGAUUCGUGCGGGCGUGGGUCAACCGGUACGUGAACAAAAAGUACGCCACGGUUCCAGAACCUGUGGACGAACGAAAACAACUGACCGUUCAGCAACUGUUGGGAGCCUUUCAGCUGUGGGCGAUAGCUUUAGGCUGGAGUUGUAAAUCUCAUCAGCAGAACUGUUCGGUAAUUAUUUCACCAAUUUUCUGUGAUUGUCAAACUGUCAAAGCCACCAACAAUCUGUAA